AUGGGCAAGAAAAACGGAGCCGAUGGCGGAGGACUCUUUGCCGCCUACCUCGCUGCCAUGCCCGAAUCAACCAAACCCGCCGAAGACACUGAAACGUACUUGCCAGACUCGAUGAAAGCGUCGACACUGCUGGAGCGCAUUGGAUCGGAGAGAUCGUGGUCGAGCCGUGAUGUUGAGAAGGAUGCCGAUAUCUUGGAGCGGAACAGACUAUACACCAUCAAGGAUCUCCGUGUCCUCUCUGGAGAGAGCUGGAAGGAAAUUGAGUUGUUGCCUCUGGUCAAGGAUCUCUUGCGUCUCUCUGUCAACCCUCCCGUCGUCGAUUAUGGAAAGCUAAAGCAGGAAAAGAAAAAGAUGAAGAAGGAAAAGAAGGAGAAGAAGAAGAAGGAGAAGAAGGAAAAGAUGGAGAAGUCGCGCAAGGAAAAGUCCGUCAAGAAGGAUCAGAAGAAAACUGCAGAGGGAGAGCAGACCGGAUCAACAUCAGCAGAGACGACAGCAGAGACAUCGACGAGGACAGGCGAGGACGGCCUUGUCGCCAUCCACAAGAAGGAAAAAAAGUCCAAAGGCGAUGACGGCAACGAGUCUUCAUCCUCGUCCUCAUCUUCAUCCUCCUCGUCGUCGUCAUCCUCGUCUUCUUCGGACUCGGAUCCAGAGAUGGAAGCAAAUACACCCAAAAUGUCCUCAGCAAAGUUGCCAUUCGUCAAGUCGGGAAACAGUGCACUUUUGCCCGGACCUGGACGGAUCCAGCCCAUGGGCAACCGUAUCCGUGUGACAGCAGGGAACGGAAGCACAUAUGAGGUUGAUCGGUACUGCCCUCACAAAAACGUUGAUCUUGCGACCAAGGGUGUUGUUGUUGGCAACACAUUGUUCUGCAACAAGCACAACUGGGCGUUCUCAUUGGACAACAAGGGAUACUGUAGCAAGCACGGAGCCACCGUCAAUGCCUGCAAGGUCGAAUGGUAG
Messenger RNA from Linnemannia hyalina, 960 nucleotides. NCBI's taxonomy places the organism in Eukaryota, Fungi, Mortierellomycota, Mortierellomycetes, Mortierellales, Mortierellaceae. The record is from the annotation of a GenBank genome assembly.